AAGACUACAGCGGAGCCUCUGGUGUUUUGACGUACUAGAUAAACUUAUAUUUACGGCGUCGUCUUCGUUGUAAGAACUUUUAGAAAAUCGUAAUUCUGUUGUAGUUUCAUCGCGAAGUAAGUGUAUAGUGUAAAGUUCAAGUAAGAGGUAAACGCAAAAAUCGCCAAUAUUUCAUAUUGCACGCCUAUUUUUGUUCUUUCAGAAAAGUUUUAAUCGUCCUCUGAUAGUUCUCCUCAGUGUAAAGACAAAGACAACGUCUACUGCUCCUCGAGCAAAAAAAAAUCACCUGAAGGCGGGACAGCCACUUCUACUACGUGAUAUAAAAAUCGUCCCUGGCACGAUCUACAAUUUUCGAUUUCGAAUCUUCUUGUUCCAAACAAAAAAUGCCACGCGUUUUCGGCGCUUCUUUCAUGGGACCGCGGGGCAACGGUGGAAAGCGGCGUCACCACCGACGGGGCGGCGGUGUGGGAAAUCGAAUUCGCACGACGAGAAAUUUGUCGCCCGACGAAAAUUUGCUGUCGGGGUGGUUUGGCAUGUUGUUGCGUCACGGAGAAGACGCCGGGGAACCAGGUGGGGGGGACAAACACAUUUUGGGAACGCCGCUUGAUUUGCAUUGCAACAGCAUCGCGCUAAUAUAUAUAAAUUGCAUUACAAGCUUCUGACUUAGCAUUGCAAAUUGUUUUGGUAAUGCGGAUGCGUGAACAAGAAAAAGAUUUGCUAUGCAUGUAAAGCAAUUAGUAUAAGUACGAGUGCGAUGCUUUUGCGCUACAUACUGGAGGAACUGCGGCAAUUCGCUCCGUCCGGGUUCGUGCCGUGGGAAAAGUUUCUCUAUCACAGUGACAAAAGUCCUUGGCUCGGUGCCAGAGCGACGCACUAUAAUGCGCAUGGUGCGCUAGCCGUGCUUGAUGUUGAUUUAUUUUUUUAGCCUUCCUCAUCCUCGUCUACACUUCUGACGGAGAUUCUGUAGUCGUAGAUUGUAAUUGGUAUGUCAGGGCGAACAUGCGCGCCCAUGAUUGUGUUAUCUUGUCUUCCAGAUACAGAGCGGAGGACUGUUUUCAAUGUGAUAGUGUUAUGCCUGCUUUCCUGAAGAAACACCCGAUCCACAACGAUGCCGGCGAGCGGAGACCGUGCAGCAUCAAGGCGCUGUGCAAGUACAGCAUCAAUGGUAACGAAGUAGAGCUUGGUCUGCCAGGUCUGCAAUUCUUGCGUCAUUUUGCUGCGUCUAUUCAGGAGCGACCUCGUAGGGUCAUAAUCAUGUGUGGUAAUGCACUUCCUCCGGAUGGUGCGGCUCGCGAUGGCUUGAUAGUGGCAACUAAAAAAUGAAUAGAAAAACAAAAUUCAAAAAAGGUGAUGGGGAGCACCGCUUCGAGUAUUUCAAGAGCAAAAACCCGGGAACGAAGCUGCAGCACUACGUGCGAGCCAUAUGGUCGGCAAAAGUAUCGGGCACAUGCGCAUGCAGAAAAAUUCAGUGCGGUUUUUCUCCUUGCAUGAACAGAAUUACACUGGGAUAUUUGUAUUUCAGGACAUGGACAGCAUUCAUAGAACCACCAAAGUGACAAUUGCAGUGUUUCUUGCAUUGUGAUUGUUUUGCAUCCGAUCGGUGCUUUUGCGCUGCAUAAACCAGGACCAACAAUGAUUGGGCGGUAUUGCAGCUGGAGGAGCCCGAGGAGGAGUACUGGGAAGGAAAAUACAAGUAAGUAAGGAUGUAUUUCUAGUAGUGUUCAUGUUCUUUUGUGUAGUGGGGGCUCGUGGCUAAUUCCGCAAUGCUGAGUCCUCUCAUCUCGGUACAGCCUCUAGUCUAGACUCGAAAAAAGAUCUAUCCUCCGCUUGUGGUCUUAGGCAAUAAAAAUAAAAUUUGAAAAUUUUGCGGUUUUGAGUCUGUCAUAAAAAUGAAAUUUUGGAAUUUCGCGGUUUUGAAUCAGUCAUAAAAAUAAAAUUUUGGAAUUUCGCGGAUUUCUGCUGCCUUCUUUCUUUUUGAUGCAUUGUCUUGCUGACCGCUUGCCUGUGCUUGUGCAUGAUUCGGCAAGAUACUCUUGUUGCCCGCUUUUUCUACUUCUGCCUUACCAAUAAAAAUGAAAUUUUGAAUUUUCGCGGAUGCUUUCCCUUUCUUGCCCUCAAGACCCGACCCGUAUUCUAUCUUCACUUUCAUAUACAGAUACAAAACACUAACAUUCACGACAGAGAGUUGAAGAUGCAGAAGCACGAAGAUCAGCAGCUCGGCUCCAACAACAAUGACGGUGGUCCGGAUGCUGGAAGCGGCUCGGGCGGUAACGGUGAGGGGGAUGAUGAUGGCGGGGACCACAACAAUGAUCCGAAUCACGAAGGCUCCAUGGACGACGAGGACCACGAUGGUAUGGUCGACCCAGAUCAGUUUGUGCACAACGAUCGCGACGACUCGCCCACCUUGGAUCACGAUGGCAAGAUGAACCGCCUGGCGGGCAGUGAGGGUCAUGGCCGCGAAGUUGUGGAUCAUUAUUCACCCUCGCACAACCCCUUUGCCAGGCAGAAUAACAGUGUCCCCAUGGGUCACGGUAACGUCAACAUGUCGGGUUCGUCUUCUCGCGGUCGUGCAAAUCGAAGCCGAGAUCAGGGACGCCAGCAGCCCCAGCGGACCAACUUGUAUUUUGUUUUUGAUUUUCAUUUUUAUAUUUUUUUCGGAUUUUUUUGAUGCAUUCGCUUUGUUCGCCGUCGUGUAGAAGUGCAGUGGUUGAGGAUAAGAACGGAGUCGUCUUACGGCUGUGUCUCGCGAUUUGGAAAAAUAAAAAUGAAACGAUCAAUCCGCAGCUUCAUCGACCAUCCCGUGACGAAAGCGACUGGUGCGAACGAAACACCGCUAGGGCCAAAGCGAUUCUAAUCCGAAGAGCAAUCGUUUUGGGAGUGAAACAAGGCUCAGUCAAUGGAUACUACUCACCGUUUUUACGUUACGGCUAGGGGAGGUUACGCGGGUAACCACAGCAAUUCUACAGUCGUUGUACCUUCCAGCAAAGGUCCUUGCUAUCCAGAAGUUUUUGUAAAUGCGGUCCUAGAAUAAUGAAAAACAUCAAUUUUGAUAAUUUCAUCAGAAAGUACACUUAUGAUAUGUCACUCUUUCGAAACGCACGACAGCUAUCCAAAUUUUACGCACGAGUACUCAAACCCAUUCAUUUCCACUUUUUGUUUUUACAUGAACUACGACUGAAGAAAAAAACGAAACAAGUUCCUUCUUCAGAACAGCCUGUUGGGAAAUGACGCCGGC
Molecule: messenger RNA, 3235 nt
Organism: Amoebophrya sp. A120
Lineage: Eukaryota; Dinophyceae; Syndiniales; Amoebophryaceae
Source: the annotation of a GenBank genome assembly